CCGACCCUCAUCCGCUCCUUCUCUCCUCACCAACAACCUCGUCGCCGCGACUGCCUUUAUUUGAUUCAAUAAUUAGCGCACCUGCCACACGAAGUACACUGUUCUCAGGUAUGAAUGACCUCGACCUCGCGCGUCCCCCCCCCGAUUCCUCUCCUCUUCAUCUCUCCCAACCUCUCCACCUCUACCCACCUUCACCCACGUUCGUCAAGCGUUUCUGCGAGCGUUCCCGUAUUCUCGUUCUAUAUGCGAUUCUACAAGCGUUCUCCCUGCUUUCUUGCUGCGUUCUUGCUGUUUUUUGUACUGCUCUUGGGAAACCAAAUAAACCCUCAAAAACACCUUUUGGAUUGCUGUUUUCGUACGUUGUUAACUCAUCAUGGAUGAUAGACACUGGAAAGCGGUGGUGACCGCUGCGGUCCUCACUUCAAUACUUCACAUCGGCGACAUUUUGCCAUUCCUUGGCGAAUUUUUGAUCAAACUCUUUUGGAUCCUUCGUACAUCCGCGGUCACCUUCUGCGUUUUAUUUACCGUUCUCACUUUGUCCGGGGACGAAGUUCGCCGUCUGUUUACCAUCCUCCUGAACAUCAUGGAAGCUAAAGCCUUGGAGCUGGUGGAAAUCGCCAGAAACAACUACCUAUCCCUGGAUGCGAAGACGGGUGCUUUGGUGGCCUACAAAUCGGAGAUCAAACAGAGGAAUGUCCCUGAAGCGGCGGUGCCGCCAUCAUUCGAGGCGGCGCGGAUUUUCAUUAGCUCACCACAUGGCAACAUCAUCACGCCUGCAUUCAAUAUGCUUAGCCACCUGACCAGGCGCUUGUUCAUUCAGCGACAACCGCAUUUGAUUGCAAAUUACAGUCGCAACCUCCAACCUCUACUUCUGGAGAAAUUAGGCGAUAACAGAGAACGGGUGAGAGCACAGGCCGCUCAAGCAUUCACCGAGCUCUGGCCAGCUGCGAGCGCCGAGGUGGAACAUUAUGUUCUCGAUACCGCCCUGGUCGGAAGAAACCCCAGGGCAAAGGAAAUGGCUUUGAUCUGGCUUUCCAACAUGUCUAGAACGCAUGGCUUGCGGUUCCGUCAAUAUGUGGCGAAGCUUGUCAACUGUCUCGAAGAUGCGGACCCGGCCGUACGAGACGCAGCGAAGUUGACUGUAGUUGAAUUGUUUGGCACAGCAUCUGGUGCCUCGGCACGCGCAAAAGCAGAUCUCAUGAAUCAGCUUAGCAUCCGCAGCGUACGGAAGACAAUCGUGAACGCCAUCCUCACCCAGAUCGAUCUCGAUCCCGCCGAUCUUGAACCCAAUAGAGGGCCCAUGCAUCGAGCAGACCGAAUCACACAACGUCCCCAUUCUAGCUUAGAGGCUCAUCCACGGCCCAUGUCAAGGGCGGAUGGACACAAACACCCUCUUCCGCAGCACUCUUCCGAGGCAACCCCAUUGACCCCCAGCGACGGCGACAGCGUGGAGCCACUCAAUGUUUCCUCCUCGCGUGAGAUUGAAGACAUCAUCCGCGCCAUGGUUCCUCACUUCGACGGACGCGAGUCUGAAGAGAACUGGGCAAAGCGUGAGAAGAACGUUAUGCUGCUGCGCAGACUGGUCCGUGGCAAUGCGCCUGUCGCCCACUCCAAUACAUUGAUCACGGCUCUGAAGUCCAUUCUAGACGGUAUCUUCAAGGUCGUCAAUUCCCUUCGUACGACUAUGGCAACGAAUGGCUGCCUAUUCAUGCAGGAUAUGGCCAUAUAUUGUGGACCCAAGAUAGAUCCCAUGAUGGAGAUCAUCAUGCAGAAUCUCAUCAAGCUGUGCGCUGGUAUGAAGAAGAUAACAGCACAGAACGGAAAGAUGACAGUGGAGACUGUCAUUCAGCAUGUUUCCUUCACCCCUCGUAUCUUGCAGCACGUCUUCGGUGCUUCGCAGGACAAGAAUGCCCAGUUGCGACUUUUCUCUGCAGACUGGUUCAAAAUCAUCCUCAACAAGCAGGCGGCCAACAGAUCCUCCAUUGAACACGGAGGCGGGCUGGAGCUACUCGAAAAGGCCUUCAAGAAAGGACUCGCAGACGCCAACCCGGCUGUCAGACAGGCGAUGCGCGGUACAUUUUGGGUGUUCUUUGGCAUGUGGCCUAACCAGGGCAACGAGGCGUCGCAGCUGGCACCUCCAUGA
Aspergillus uvarum CBS 121591 is the source of this 2143-nucleotide messenger RNA. RefSeq lists its product as uncharacterized. The transcript has 6 exons. The coding region runs from base 374 to 2143 and encodes 589 amino acids. NCBI's taxonomy places the organism in Eukaryota, Fungi, Ascomycota, Eurotiomycetes, Eurotiales, Aspergillaceae. Gene Ontology annotation, biological process: astral microtubule depolymerization; mitotic spindle assembly. Gene Ontology annotation, cellular component: mitotic spindle midzone; microtubule organizing center; spindle microtubule. Gene Ontology annotation, molecular function: microtubule binding. The record is from RefSeq and is a predicted model, not a curated record.